Messenger RNA from Solanum lycopersicum (tomato), 2012 nucleotides. RefSeq lists its product as uncharacterized. The record is from RefSeq and is a predicted model, not a curated record. Lineage: Eukaryota; Viridiplantae; Streptophyta; Magnoliopsida; Solanales; Solanaceae.
UCAAACACAAACAAUGAAUAAGUACAAUAAUCUUAAAACUACUUCACAGGAAGAUCACUUUGGUAUAAGAGUUGAUUCAUUUCAUUCAACAGAAAAUGACAUUUCUAAGAGUGAUUCUCAUGAAAACAAACUUUCAUGGCUACGUUCACAGAUUAUUGGUGAAAAUGUCGAUUUCGAAUCCCCUUUUGGGAAACGUAGGAUGACUUAUGCUGAUCAUACUGCCUCUGGAAGAUGUCUUCAUUAUAUCGAAAACUAUAUCAUUAAUAACGUCCUGCCUUUCUAUGGUAAUAGUCAUACUAGUGAUAGUCAUGUGGGAUAUCAAACGACGAAAAUAGUGCAUGAAGCAACAGCUUAUGUGAAGAGAUGCUUAGGUGGAGGAGAUGAAGAUGCUAUUAUAUUUUGUGGUUCUGGUUCUACUGCUGCUAUUAAAAGGCUACAAGAAGUUAUGGGGAUUUCAGUCCCUUCUAUACUAAGAGAAAAAGUACUCACAAAAUGCUUUCGUAACGAAAUGAAAGAGAGAUGGGUGGUGUUUGUUGGACCUUAUGAACAUCAUUCUAACAUUCUGUCAUGGAGACAGAGUUUAGCUGAGGUUGUAGAGAUUGGAUUGGACGAAAACGGGCUAGUAGAUAUGGAAGCAUUGAGGGAUCAGCUUGAGUUGUAUAAGUCUACGAAUAGACCAUUGUUGGGUUCGUUCUCAGCUUGUAGUAAUGUUACUGGGACUUAUUCUGAUACAAGAGCCAUCGCUCGUUUACUUCAUAAAAAUGGAGCUUUUGCUUGCUUUGAUUUCGCAGCAAGUGGUCCAUACGCGAAAAUAGAGAUGAGAUCAGGAGAGAUGGAUGGAUAUGAUGCUGUUUUUAUUAGUCCUCAUAAGUUUCUUGGAGGUCCAGGCACACCUGGAGUUCUUGUAAUGAACAAAGCACUCUAUAGAUUGAGGACUUCGCCUCCAUCUACUUGUGGAGGUGGUACUGUUGAUUUUGUUAACCCCUACAAUGAAAAGGACACACUUUAUGUGGAGAAUAUUGAAGAAAGGGAAGACGCUGGUACACCGCCAAUCAUUCAGAAAGUGAGAACAGCACUUGCAUUUUGGGUGAAAGAGUUCAUAAGUCAUAAAGUAAUUGAAAGAAUGGAACACACUUACAUUGAACUUGCAUUACAAAGGCUUCUCCCAAAUCCUAACAUAUGGAUUUUGGGAAAUGUAACAGCAAAGAGACAAGCUGUGCUUUCUUUUCUCAUUUAUACUACAACUCACUCUUCGUCAAGUGAUGGAAAUGGCGGAGACAAUGAACUUUACUUGUGGAGAGAGACAGGGAACAAGAAAGAUAAACCUCUUCAUGGCCCUUUUGUCGCUAAGCUGCUUAAUGACCUAUUUGGUAUUCAAGCUAGAGGAGGAUGUGCUUGUGCUGGACCUUAUGGACAUAAGUUGCUUCAGGUUGAUGAACCUCAUUCUCUUGCUUUCAGAGAUGCAAUUGAAAUGGGCUAUAGUGGAGUUAAGCCGGGAUGGACAAGGGUCAGCUUCCCCUAUUACAUGUCCAAGGAAGAAUUUGUGUUCAUUCUAGAAGCAAUAGAAUUCAUAUCCAUUUAUGGACAAAGGUUCCUCCCUUUGUAUCAUUUCAAUUGGAGGAGUGGCGCGUGGACUUUCAAGAAAAAAGCUUUCAAUUGCAAGUUUUGCUGUUCACAGAUGACGAACGUAUUGAAUAUAAAUUGCCAUAACACUAAGGAAAACAACCAUGGUAGAGGUCUUGUUCACAAGUAUGUAAAGUACAUUGAGACAGCCAAACGCAUCGCUAGUCUCCUUCCCAAGUUCCCACCUCAACGAUCGAUACCUGAAGAAAUAGACCCAACUUUUGUACCCUUUAGAGUCUGAAGAGCAUUAGCUUGCUCUGAUACUUACCAAUAUGAUCAUACACUUAGCCAAUUCUUUAAACUGCAGUAACAAAACAAUUGAAUUGUCAAGUUUCUGUUAGCCAAACAGUCUGUUAGACUGUUACUUAAUACAUAAUAUCCUUUUUGAU